This is a messenger RNA of Sinocyclocheilus grahami, 2427 nucleotides long. RefSeq lists its product as uncharacterized. Bases 292 to 1626 code for a protein of 444 amino acids. The transcript has 4 exons. Gene Ontology annotation, cellular component: nucleus. NCBI's taxonomy places the organism in Eukaryota, Metazoa, Chordata, Actinopteri, Cypriniformes, Cyprinidae. The record is from RefSeq and is a predicted model, not a curated record. Gene Ontology annotation, molecular function: DNA binding.
CAGCCACGGCUUCUUCGCUCUCUCCGCUGUGUGUCGGUCUGUAUGCUCGAUGCUCUUCUCUCGGACUCUAGUGCUGUAGUGACAGUAAGCCAAGCUUCUCUCGCUGUUGUGAGCUGGACGGGUUCAUGCACUGCUUCUGGAGGAACGAGCAGAAGUCUCACGUGUAGUUUCUCUCGGCUCGGUUCAUUAAACCCGGCGACUGAGCGCGAAAUGCGUUAUAAACAAGAGACCGGGGCUAGUUGUCACACGGUGUCACUCUAGGGAAUAUAUCAAAACAAGUUUAGCGCUAUCAUGGUGAGGACGUACAAAAGGAAGACGACCCGCGCGAGUACGGCUCCUGACACCAUGCUGAAGGCCGUCCGGCAGGUGCUGGUGUUCAAGAAAACCAUCCGCGGCGCGGCAGAAGAGUUCGGCAUCAACUACCGCACGCUGGCCCGCUACUGCACCAGAAUCCCGCGCGAGGAGGUGGAGGGCAGCGCGGAGCACCCCAGCUGCACCGUGGGCUUCAUCGGCGCGCGGCAGGUCUUCAGCCCCGAGCUGGAGGCCGAACUCCUCGCCUACGUUUUACUGGCGUCGGACGUUUAUUACGCGCUCCCGCCGCGAGCGAUCCGCAAACUGGCCUACCAGCUAGCCCAGAGCCACCAGCUGCACACGCCGCCCUCGUGGAGGGACAACAAACAGGCCAGCGCAGACUGGUUCGCCAGCUUCUUAAAGAGACACCCGCUGCUGUCCAUCAGGAGUCCGGCGAGCGUCUCCAGCAGGAGUCACGUCGAGGUGUUUUACAGUAAGCUGACGGCGCUGACGGAGCGACACGGUUUCAGACCCGAGCACAUGUGGGUCAUGGAGGAGAUGGGGAUCACUACGGCCCAGCGGCCGGAUCGAGUGCUGGCCAGGAGAGGCCUGAGACAGACGUCUGCGGACCGCGGACCCCUGGUGAGCGUCGCCUGCGCCGUCUCCGCCGCCGCUCACGUGAUGCCGCCCUACUUUGUGUUCCCGCGGGUGCAGUUCAGGGAGCAUUUCCUCAGCGGCGCGCCCGCGGGAAGCUCCGGCGGAGCCCAUCUGAGCGGCUGGAUGAGGGAGGAGCAGUUCCUCCACUUCCUACAGCACUUCACGCGACAGACCGACUGCACCGCGGAGAGACCCUGCCUGCUGCUGCUGGACAGCCACGCCGCGCACCUGUCCAUCGAGGGCCUCAACUUCACCAAAGCCAACGGCGUGGUGUCUCUCUGUUUCCCGCCGCACUGCUCCCAGCAGCUGGAGCGCACGCUUUACGGCCCGUUUAAGAAGAGCGUCAACACGGCCGUCGACGGCUGGAUGCUGGGCAGUCCGGGGAGGAGCAUCACCAUUCAUCACGUGCCGGGAAUCAUUGCCUCCGCGCUGCCGCUGGCGGCCACACCGGACAACAUCAGCGCAGCGUUCAGAGCCUGCGGGAUCUUCCCUCUCAACCCAAACCAGCCGGCUCCGGUCGCUCCCAGCGGUCCAGCCUCGAGCGGUGACGCGGCCGAACGCUCGGCGGAUCCGGCGACAGCAGGCCGAGACUCGGAGCAAACGGUUAAUGCGCAAGAGAAGGACUGCCGUCUCGACUGGCUCUCCUGCGAUUACACCGCUGCAGAGACCUGCAAAUAAAACACAGCAGGACUCGUUCUUCAAUAAUAACUCGACACGCGAUUGACCAGAACCUCUGCUUGUCUUUUAUAGUCACACACGUUCUCUUUGCUUAGACAGUUUCUACAGUUCAGAGCCAUCAACAACGUCUCAGUGUUUGUUACCUUCUCCACUGUUGCCGUUUAAUGAAUUGUUUUUGUGUAAAUAGUAAUUAAAUGAGACACAUUUUAAAUGCAUAAAUUGUGGAAGAUGGCUUUUUUUAUACUCUAGAAUCUAGAAAGUAUUUUUCUCUGCUCUGACAACAUGCCCCGCUAUAGGUGUUUCUGUUUCUUGGGCAAUAACUGAAAAUGUUCCAAGAUGCUGAGCAUGAAAGCGCAGGUGGAUGUGCUCUGCUGUAAAUCAGUAGGAACUGAUCUGUCCAUGCUGGAGAUUGAGGAUUUCAUCUCAGAAAUCUGUGGGCUGAAGAAAGAGGUGGCGUCACUGGAGGCAAAGCUGAGAGAAAGAGGAGAGGAUCUGGAGCAGGUUUCGGUGCGCGUGGCUGACGGGACAGAAGCUCAGGAUUCAGUCUGGAGCGUCAGAGAUCAGAGAUCCAGAGACACACAGGACUCGGAGCUCAGCCUCACUCUGCUGUGUUAUACUGACGCUCAGGAUCAUGAAUCCACUGAUCAAACCUCUGACCGUAACGCUGGAGAACAGCAGAUGCUGCAGGCGCCGCUGAAGAUGUGCUCCGUCAAACUGCUGGACUGCAGGAACCUGAUCGAGAGCCGAGGAGAAGAGACCACCGCAGAGGAAGAGGAGGAGGAGGAGGAUGAUGAAGAUUUC